AUGACUUCUGGCAAUGAAUCUUCAGUGACCGAGUUUGUUCUUCUGGGUUUAACACAACAGCCAGAGCUCCAGCUCCCUCUGUUCUUCCUCUUCUCAGGAAUCUAUGUGGUCUCCAUGCUGGGGAACCUGGGCUUGAUUGUUCUGAUUGGUCUGAAUCCUCAGUUCCAUACUCCCAUGUACUACUUCCUCUUCCACCUUUCCUUCAUUGAUUUCUGCUAUUCCUCUGUCAUAAUUCCUAGGCUACUGAUGAGUUUUGUAAAUCUAAAUAUCAUCCCUUAUGUGGAGUGCAUGGCUCAGCUCUUUUUCUUUGCUUUCUUUGUAAUUGAUGAGUGUUGCAUUUUGACAACCAUGGCCUAUGACAGAUAUGUGGCCAUCUGUAAGCCCCUGCUUUACAAAGUCAUCAUGUCCCAUCAGAUGUGCCUCAUGAUGGCAGUGGGUGUGUACGCAAUGGGAUUCGCAGGGGCCAUAGCUCAUGUAGUUUGUAUGCUGAGACUCAAAUUCUGUGACAGCAAUGUCAUCAAUCAUUACAUGUGUGACAUACCUCCUCUUCUGCAUCUGUCCUGCUCAAGUACUUCCAUCAAUGAAAUAGUGGUUUUCAUUGUGGUUGGUGUCAAUGUUAUAGGUCCCAGUCUUAUCAUCUUCAUUUCUUAUACUUUGAUUCUCUCCAAUAUUUUUUGUAUGCAUUCUAGAACAGGCAGGGCUAAAGCCUUCAAUACCUGCAGCUCUCACAUCAUUGCUGUUUCUCUUUUCUUUGGAGCAUCCGCAUUCAUGUACCUUAAGCCUUCUUCUACUGAAUCUCUGGAUCAAGAUAAAAUAUCUACCGUUUUUUAUACCAUUGUGGGGCCAAUGAUGAAUCCUUUUAUCUACAGUUUGAGGAACAAGGAUGUCCAUAUUGCACUGAAAAAGACUUUGAAGAAAAAGAUUAGUACAUAA
Messenger RNA from Octodon degus (degu), 933 nucleotides. RefSeq names its product olfactory receptor 147-like. The coding region runs from base 1 to 933 and encodes 310 amino acids. Gene Ontology annotation, biological process: G protein-coupled receptor signaling pathway; sensory perception of smell. Gene Ontology annotation, molecular function: G protein-coupled receptor activity; odorant binding; olfactory receptor activity. The record is from RefSeq and is a predicted model, not a curated record. The transcript has a single exon. Gene Ontology annotation, cellular component: membrane. NCBI's taxonomy places the organism in Eukaryota, Metazoa, Chordata, Mammalia, Rodentia, Octodontidae.